UUUAGCAAGUAAUUCACAUAUAUAAUUAUCUGGUUUCACAUUCGGGUCAAGCCUACAGGAUACCGAAGGCGAAAGGCAGGCUAUACAAGGUCACGACAUGCAUGAGCAUAUUUUUUUCCACCGCGAUUAUAUAUUUAACACCUCUCUUAAGGUUCUCGCCUCGCCUGUUCUAGCUCUUCCUGACAUUUCUUUUACCUGUGGCUGCGGUGAAUAUAAGACACCUUUUAAAAGAUUGACGUUUACGGCAAACGGCUAUGACCACAAAACGGAAAACUUCGUUUGCAUUUUGAGCCCGGUCUCAAACUGAUUACAUAGCUGAACGAUAAGCAGUUGAAGGUAUUUAUGUAAACAUGCAGCAUUCGAAACAUGAAAUGGAGUGAAUAAGUUAUAGUUCAGCGGUGGACAAAAAAACCUUUGAAAGCGAUCAUCUCAAAAUGUAUAUUAUAAUAACAAUACAAUAAGAUCUUGCCAUGAAAAUGUAAUAGUAAGGGCAAAAAACCAAAUUGUGCAUUCUUUUAAAUGGUAUACUAUUAUAAUUAAGUUAAUACAUUUUCAUGCAGUCCAAUAUUAUACUAGGGAGCAGCGUCUUCAAGCAACUUUGCAUCAAGUGUAUAUGGCAUAACAAAUGCCUAAAAUAGACAAAAACACUUCCCAAUGUUUCGUCCCGAGAGCCUAAUUGUCUGGAAAGUUAUAGUAUCUCUAUAUGCGUGACGAUGACUAUAUAGGAUUAUAGAGUUUAUUUUGUUAAAAUUUAUAGGCAAAAACAUCACGGUAUUUUGAGAUAGUAACUAAACAAUGCUUACUGCAUGCUAAUUUAUGGAGUUGUGGGCGAUUUAUCGGCGUCCGCUUCGAGUGUUCCCUUCCUGUGCAGAUUUCUCUCGUCGCAGCUGGCUCUAUAUGUGAAACUUUUCUUACCACGACAUUUUAUGUUUUUCUGAACUUCUAUAUGAUUACGACGAAAUGCAAAUGACUGAAGUCUGUAUUUUAGUGUUAUUUUAGUAUACAGACUAAACAUGCACGGCCUAAAAAAAAUUUAAUAUGCAUGCAUGACAUUUUUGGCUUUUUUCCAAUAGCUCUUAUCUAAGUUUUUUUUUCAUACUCUCCUAGUGCAAAAUCUCGCAUGCAGAAUUAACUAAGCCUAGUUUUAUUCCUAAUUUAUGGUCUUUACAUCAACGGCUGGAACUGUUCAAAUUCUUCAUAGCUAUACUGAAAGAAACCCGGUACCGGUAUUAAUGAUUGCUUAUAUGUAAACGACGUAUACAAGAACGAAAGAAAGAACUCGCUAAAACUGCUGUAUAAUUAUUAUCGAGGAUAUAUUAAAUACGAAAAAAAAAAAAUUUUGAACGAAAUUAAUUUGUAUAAUAUAUGUUGCACUAUACAUUUUAUUAGGCAAAUAGGAAGAGUUUUUUUUUCAUUUUCAUAAAUCUAGUAUUUUUUCGAAACGAAAUAAGGUAUAAUUACUAUAUGCAUUUGUACGAUGCUAUAGUAAACACAUAGAAUUGCUUCUUACGAGGACUUAUAUAAAUAAUUAAUUUACAAUUAUUGCGCGCAAAUAAAUACAAUUGAAAUAUACAAUAACUCAGAAUUGCCCAAUUUUGUCUUUAUAACUACAGUUAAAAGUGAACCUCUGGGCCUGGUCAACAACUUUGUCGAAUUCCUAAUUUCUCGCCAACUUCGGCCAACCAGGAAUAGAGUAUAACGUCACAGCUAAAAACUUUACCCGGUAUGCGGGGGGAAUGCGGGAUAAAGUUUCGUCAUAUGAACAGAAAAAAAAAUUGGUUUGUCGGAAACUUUUGCCCAUAUGAACAGGCCCUUCAGGAAUAAAGAAUCUAUAGAAUGAAGGGCGGAAGUUCGAUAUUUUUCUUUGUGACAAUGACCCAAUUCCUGUUCCUAUAUUGGCAAAGCUUUAUUCAGUGUGUUUCAUCAAAACAACCCAUAGUUAAAUAUAGUAAUCUAGAAAGUUAUGACGGGCCAGUUUGUAACACUAAUGCAUAACAACUUUCCAUAAAAAAGGCGUUUGGGAUGUUUUAUAAAAAAAAUCGUCCCUGCAUGCAUAACUCCACAUCAAUAGUUUCCAAACGUAGUAAGUCCUGCAUGGAGGUGACGCGUAUAGUUUAAAAUAUAGUAUUUUCCUUUAGCAUGUACAUGGAAGAUAGGGGGGAACAGCUGGAGCAUGUUAUUUGAGGAAUUUGAGGUAUUUCAAAUAGUUAAAUUUGGCAAAAACGUAUAGUAAAAGAUUCAGAAGAUUUACUUGAGGCCGCGUUAGGUUAGAUAAAGGUUAUUCAUACUUGAAUUGCUAAAAUUUGAACAAACGGUCCAAAUAUUUUAAAAUUUAUAUUUAAGGAAGCAAUAAUUUAAAACAUCAUUGUUUCUUUAUAUCCAGACGGGUGUUUAAACACACGCCUACGAUACUUACAAAUAUUCGUGGUUUAAAAAAUAUUGGCGAUUAUUUUUUGCCAGUUCUGAAGAAAUAUAUUCCUUCGAGGGUUUAGAAGCAGUAAUUUUUUCGAGUAAAUGUGGGAUGCUGAAUAAUAUAAUAAUUAAGAUUUAUCCUCCAUUUAAAAUGGCAGCUUAAUUGGGAAACAACAACCCCCACCCAGGUGGUUACUUUUCAACGACUUUUAGCUAGAUUGGUUCAUCUUUGUUUCACGUCAUACAUGCAGUCGCGGGUUUGAGAGCGGAGGUUAUAAUAUGAUUGAUAUCACGUAAGAUCUCACGUUACUAGAAGUAUACACGUAUAAUAACGUUAUUCUGCAUGCAGCAGCGUUAUAUAAAAGGCAGUUUAUGUCACUUGCAGCUUCAUUAAUUGAGAAAUUCAAGUAAUAAACCAUCAUUUCUGUAGCUACAAAACCUUAACUGCAUGAGGGCUAAAGUCUAAACGACAAACUUCUACUUAUGUUUGUAGACGGUAGCUAUAUAAAAAAUCUUCGAAAAACAGGAAGCUCUGUUGAAGAACCCAUGCACGUUCUGCAUAAUAUACGACAGUUUAAUCAGUAAAAAAAAUAGACCCGAAUGAAAAAAGAGAAUGGAAAGCGGAAAGUAGAGGAUGCGGUUGAAGAGCUCGGCGCCAAUUUUUUUAUAGCCCGUCUCACGUUUUUUGGAACCUGGUCUGUAUAUACACGUACAUCAGUACGUGCGAGAUACAAAGUGAGUACAAAAAGGUAAUCCAACUUUAACACGCUAUAUUUUGCGCAAAUACCUUGGUCAUCUGGCGUAUAGAUCAGCUAGGCAUUUGCCGUUAUUUUACCAUCUAGGAUAACAAAAUAUUUAAUGCACAAAUGUUCAGUAUAUAUAUCCCGCUUUCUGGCAAUGCCCGCUUCCUGAAUAUUCCCUUCGGCGAAUCUAAACUCCGUAAUAGGCUUUAUCUAUCAUCACGUUUCAAAACUUCGUACAAUAUUGGAGAAUAUUGGUAACAUCACGCAUGCAGCGUCGCAAAGGAGUGUCAAAAAUGGCUAAAAGAGCGCCACGUAUUUUGUGAACAUUGUCCCAGAGUAUAUUUGCUUAUCAAUAUCCUCCAAUCAGAUUUGCUUGAUUGUCUAUAACACUCUUCAGUUCAAAUAAACAUGAAUCUUAUGCAUGCAUGUGUUCUCAGUUCUAUAUUCUUGUAUUCAUUAUUUCUCAUUAAGAACAUGCAGUCAAAAUAAUUCGACUGUUUUAUGGUUCGCAUCAAAUGUAUAUGGCAUAACAACUGCUGAUGUCUCGUCCUGAGAGUUAGAGAGAGAGCUUUGUCUGGAAAGUAGACCACACAGCAGGAUCACCAGUUUUCCGAGUUAUUUUUCUCCAAUGAUCUCUUGUUCUCAUCAGCUCUCGAAUUUCCUUUCAGUUACGAAGGGAUUUGGACGAACUCUUACUUUAACUUUUCUGACUGGUGCAUGAUGAUCAAGAAUCCCAUUAAAUAACACAUCAAACUGAAGCAUUCAAACUGUCAUUGACAUCAUUAACGUUGUUAAUGACGGACCAUGGAGCAUUAGAUAUGUCCUCGCAAAAGGCCUCUUUGUUGUAAUUCUUGAACUGACUUCGGUAAACUUAAAAAUCUUAGCUGAAGACUAACAAUCUUGUACAUAAUCUUGAUUUGCAAACUGCUAUACUCAGGUAUGUUGGUAGUAUACUUAGAAUCUUCAAAAAACAAGACGCGAAGUAUAAACAAAGGGAAUUAAUGGAAACCGGAAGUACAGGGUGCAGGUAAAGACAUGUUAGGCGACCUUCUUUAGCCCUUCGGUGCUAGCAAUCUUCAUGUUUUUCAGAACCUGGUCAGUAUACACAUACAGAAAGUACACCAAUGGCAAUGGCUAUCACGGCGUCAGCAAAAACAAAUGGCCAAACUAUAUUAUUAUAAACUUGCAGGUUUUUCCGAGUUUAUAAUAACACAUUCUUCAUAGAAGUUCACGGCACUAGUGACGUAAACGUAUGUAUGUCGCGUGGCAAAAAGCUCGACACGACCAACCAAGCUGAAAUUACGACUUAGGGCUAGGCUGGUUGCGUAAAACUCUUCCACUAUAUUUUGCAUAGUUAAAUCCUAGUCAACUCAGCACGAAAGAUAGGCCUAUAGGCUAUAUCUAUCAGUAUUAUCUGCGACAUUCCUCGUUUUUACGAAACACGGGCAAGGUUUUUAUACCACUUGUCAAAGAAGAACAAAACUACAAGUUAAACAAAGAAAUAUCUAUUCAUGGAAGAUAUAAUUUCAAAUGGAUAAACAGUCUAAAGGUCGCAUGUCCAGGUGCGCCGCACGUGAUUAAAGUUGUUAUUUCCCAUGAGAUAACACGUUAUCUCACUCUGCACGGGGUCGCCCGGGCGACAUCAAAAUUUCGUCACUCUCGCGUGAUUCGCAUUCGACCAAUGAAACGCUACGAACACCAAACUUUGACAAGUGGUAUAUAACAAUCAUAUCUAUUUACAUAAAUACGAACAAAAUAUUUGCUCUUGUUCGGUUAAUUGUGGAUCAGUGGAUGUUCAUACUAUUAUUACUGCACAGAACACUUCAGACGAAGAAGUUGGAAGCACUGGCGACAAAGACAACUGGACAAACUGGAGUGCAGCUAUUGGACUCAUGGAUAUAUGACUGGACUGGACUGGACUUGAACAUUUGCUGGAGAGUUUGUGACGUCUGCUUUUAAUAAUAUUGGUAGAGUGACAUUAUCGAGCUCGACGUGUUUUAUUUGGAUUGGACUUGUUAUUGUUCUAGACGAAAUAUUAAUACUUAAUUGUACUACAGAUGCCGUGUAAGUAAGAUGCCGUCAUUUAAUAUAUGAGAAAUCUAUCAAAAUGGAAACCUUGCUUUCAUAUGGAAACUCUUCAGAACACGGCCAAAAUUCGACAGGAGUUGGCAGUGCGUCAUUUGAUCACUUGUACCCUGCCUUGAUUCGUGUAUUUGCUGUGAUAAUUUUGGGCUAUAUUGCAGGACGUCUGGGCGUUAUUUCUGUAACAGAAGCGAAGGGAUUAAGUAAGUUCGCCAUAUUUCCCACAUUGCCUGCGUUUAUUUUUCGGGCUAUUGCUACGAUCGAUUUCUCGAAGCUAAAAUGGAUGUUUGUGUUCGUCGUGACCCUAUCGAAAUGCAUUGUAUUUGCCGGAGUUACGUUCGUAACCUUCUUGUUCACGAGGGAUAUUGGAAAGGCCGGGAUUUAUUCAAUGUUUUGCACAGUGUCGAAUGACCUUGCCUUGGGAAUGCCUAUAUUAAACGCUUUGUACAAACACACCCACAAAGAUUUCUUAUACUCCGUCUAUUUUAAUGUCCUUGUGAACGUGACGUUGUUCCUAACGGCGGGACUUCUUAUGAUGGAAUAUAGUCAGCAGCGGUCAAGAAGUACGACUUCCAGUAUUGGAGCAACGUUGUUUAAAACGAUCAAAUCCAUUUUGCUCUCGCCAGUUGUACUUGCGUCAUUAUUUGGUAUUGCCGCCAACAGGGCCUUCAAACAGGAUCUACCUACUGGCGUGGAUGCACCAUUGGAAACAUUGAGCAACGCUUUCGGCGCUACGGCGCUGUUUUACCUUGGCUUAAGCGUUGUUGGAAAAAUAAGGGCAAAAAUGGGCAUGAUCAUUUUGGUUCCAUUGUCACUUAGCGUAGCAAAAGUUGUAAUUUUACCUCUGAUCAUACGUGGGUUGUGCACGUCAUUUAAUGUUGGUGGCGAUGAGAUGCGUGAAGAUUGGAGUAUAUUUGGCUUCAUUUACGGCACUAUACCAACCGCUCCUACAACUGUUAUAUACGCUGCAUCGUUUGGUAUUCAAGAAGAUUUGAUUGCAUUUGGUCUGGUGAUUUCAACGAUGUUUUCAGCGCCUGUGAUGUACAGUUCAUCUAAAAUGGCAACUGUGAAAAAUAUGAAUUCUACAAACAUCGAAUACCGAAAUCUUCUUUCCAACACGCGAAAUGAUAUCAGUUUUGUUGCCAUUAUCUUAGCCUGUUGGGUCGUUGUGAUUUUAUUUCUCAGUCGUCGGUACAAAAUUCCACCGCACAAUUACACGAUUUGUCUUGCGUUAUCACAGUUAUUUCUUUGCAUUUCAUUCGUUCUAACAAAGCUGGACUCCUUCCUCAGUUGUUGUAAAGUGUUUGAAGCUUGGCUAAUAGCAACAUUUCUAUUUGCUACACAUUGUUGGACUGUUAUUUUGGCUUUCGCAUUGGCUAGUCUUCGAUGUGCGACGAAUCAAAGCCUCUAUGCCAAUAGAUUGGCGAUGUACAUAAUUGGAUGGGGAUUACCGGCUUGUUGCAGUGGAGUACUUGUCCUCGUGCUAAGGUCCGACAUUCAGGAUUAUAGGUUGAGUAAAAAGGAUUUCUUUGAUUUCUUCGCCGAAAAGCAUACGUUCUUGGCGUUUUGGGUCACCAUCCAGUUCAUUUGUGUGCCCGUUUGUGUUGGAUCUCUGGUACGCCUUUACAGAUGCGACAAAUUUUGCAAAUGUGAGAUGAUGAAGAGCGGAAGCCAUAUAGGGGAAGCUACACCAUUGCUUGCAAAAUCUGCAAGGGAACAAUGUCAUCGUUGUAUGAAUUCAGGCAAGUGUGCAAGUGCAAUAGAAAAGCAGUCAUCGACGAGUUCCAGCACUAACUGUGGUACAGAUAUCGAGGAUUUGGAUGCAUUGUAUGCAAUAGUAAAAACCAAGGGCCGUGAACCAGAGCAAACAAAACUAGCGAGUCACAACAAUAAGCUUCAGUUGGAUAAAUAUUACGAAGGAGAACAACAUCAGAGUGCACGACACAUUAUCGUUGUAGUCUGCCAAGUUUUGCUUAUGGUUGUGUGUAUAUUUUACUCCAUGUGGAUCCUGGUUGGUGAUGAAAAAAUGUCUGGAAUAUUUUUGGAAGUUCAACUUUUGGUUUCUAUCAUACUUUCAGCACAGAUUCUAGUUCUGUUCGCUGCCUUUGGAUUUGAACGAGCACUUUUCAUUGACCCGUUAUUGCAAAAGGUUCGUCGUUAUAGGUAUGGUAUUGAUGAGGUCAUUUUGCCACAGAUCCUUGACCUACCCGUGGACGAGUAUCAUAUAUGCGAACAGUUUGUCCAUUAUCACAAAAGAAGUUGUGUAGAAGCAUUAACUCCCAGAGAAAUCCACGAAAGUUCGUUAGACAACACUGGUAAGGUUAAUGGUGAUUCCCCAAUUUUUUUUGGAAGUGAGCUAGUUGAUUGGUUGUUAGAAGUUGGACUUGUUGCUGACCGUGUUACGGCCGUGCAUUAUGGAAACAGUUUACUAAGAGGCCGUGUUAUUCGCCAUUCUCAAAACCGUUACUAUUUCAGAGACUCAAAACUCAUUUACGAAUUUUGUCCAGGCUGGGAUAGUGAGGAAAAUCAAGGCAGACCUGGGAUGUGAAUUAGGUUGACCACCUCAGUUCGCAACUCCCAUGCAGAGAUGGCCUUCCGCCUUUGUAAAACUUUGGGAUUUCACAUCGGUGUCAUGCCAAAAGAUCUGCAGUUUUUUGUCCCUUUCCGAAUAAAAUCAACCACGGAUUUGAAAUUUGAUUACUUCUUGAUUAAUCAUUGCAUGAUCAAUUCGAGGUAUAUUAAAUUUAUUCAGUUCACAAUUUCCACAGAAUCGCUUUUUCGAAACUUUAGUAUUUUACAUCAGUACGUCAUGUCAAAGUUUUUGGUGUUUGCUGUCCCUUUAAGAAUAGAGUCAACCACGGAUUUGAAAUUUGAUUACUACACGAUUAAUCAUUGCAUGAUCAGUUUGAGGUAUAUUAACUGAUUUAUCCAGUUCACAAUUUCCACAGAAUCGCUUUUUCGAAACUUUAGUAUUUUACAUCAGUACGUCAUGUCAAAGGUUUUGGUGUUUGCUGUCCCUUUAAGAAUAGAGUCAACCACGGAUUUGAAAUUUGAUUACUACACGAUUAAUCAUUGCAUGAUCAGUUUGAGGUAUAUUAACUGAUUUAUCCAGUUCACAAUUUCCACAGAAUCGCUUUUUCGAAACUUUAGUAUUUUACAUCAGUACGUCAUGUCAAAGUUUUUGGUGUUUGCUGUCCCUUUAAGAAUAGAGUCAACCACGGAUUUGAAAUUUGAUUACUACACGAUUAAUCAUUGCAUGAUCAGUUUGAGGUAUAUUAACUGAUUUAUCCAGUUCACAAUUUCCACAGAAUCGCUUUUUCGAAACUUUAGUAUUUUACAUCAGUACGUCAUGUCAAAGGUUUUGGUGUUUGCUGUCCCUUUAAGAAUAAAAUCAACCACGGAUUUGAAAUUUGAUUACUACGUGAUUAAUCAUUGCAUGAUCAGUUUGAGAUAGAUUGAAUGCACGCGUGCAUGCAAAACGCAUUUAGACAAGAUAGUCAGCAGUAUCUUUUAGCAUGCAGUCUUAGUUUUUUCUGAUAAAUUUGCUUUUUGCAUGAAUAUGAAAACACCGGUUUAGAAAAAAUAAAAAUGACUCCUAAAACGGUGGAUACUCGCAUCGUUAGGCUGAAUGAUUUUAUUCUCUGCGACGUAUGGUGGCAUAUUCCACAUGAAUAUUCUUGUUUCUCAAUUACUUUCUGAAUCAACAAAGUAACUUGAGUAGUAGAGUGAUUUUUACAUAUAUGUGUUUCCAUAGUUUUAAUAACAUGCAUGGUCGUGAACUUUAACUGCUUCAAUGCAUGUUACAUGGCACAAUGAUCAGAAAGAAAUAAAGGAAUGUUCAAAACAGUCAAGGUAUUCAACAUCAUUCAGAAUGGAUAACACCCUUUGCUUUGUUUGUAACACGCAGCGAAAAAUCUCGUAUUCAUAUUUUAGCUAAUCAGCGCUUAGCAAGUUUGUCGAAACAGAUAUCAAUUCCGCAGAAUUUAAUCAAUUACCAUAUCUUUUGUUAUUCUUUAUUGAACCAGUCGAAAUUUUAUGAUUAUGUUUAGUUGUAAGAACUGUAGCUCUGACAUAAAUUUUAAACCGCAAUAAAGUAUAUUUCAAGAGAUAUUAGUUGUUUCAACCGAAAAAUGGAUUUUUGACAACUUGUCCCAGUCCUUUCCCGCUAUUUUAGAUCAGCUGGUUAAUUAAAGUAGCAAAUUCGUAUAGGUAUUUAUAAUAUGUAUAAUCAUGUGAUGAUGAUAUCAAGUACAAUAAGUACUGAUAAUAAAUAGUAAGUAAAAAUUUCGGAUUUAGAAUAAUCAGUACAGGUGAUGUUUUAAAAUUUUGCCAAAAUUGCCCCAGAAUGAUUGGAUGAGCCACCGGGACAAGCAAAAUUUUCACUGAACAAUUACGAGCUCUUUACGAGCUGUGCGAACUAACUGUACGAGCAACAUCGCAUGGUUAUUUAUUAAUAAUUAGCAUGAUAAAAACGUAAAAUUUUGUAGUG
This is a messenger RNA of Dendronephthya gigantea, 9726 nucleotides long. RefSeq names its product integral membrane protein GPR155-like. The record is from RefSeq and is a predicted model, not a curated record. The coding region runs from base 5263 to 7785 and encodes 840 amino acids. Lineage: Eukaryota; Metazoa; Cnidaria; Anthozoa; Malacalcyonacea; Nephtheidae. Gene Ontology annotation, biological process: transmembrane transport; intracellular signal transduction. The transcript is spliced from 16 exons. Gene Ontology annotation, cellular component: membrane.